Onychomys torridus (southern grasshopper mouse) is the source of this 1223-nucleotide messenger RNA. It is a transcript of the gene Ech1, whose product is annotated as enoyl-CoA hydratase 1. NCBI's taxonomy places the organism in Eukaryota, Metazoa, Chordata, Mammalia, Rodentia, Cricetidae. Gene Ontology annotation, cellular component: mitochondrion. Gene Ontology annotation, molecular function: delta(3,5)-delta(2,4)-dienoyl-CoA isomerase activity. The transcript has 11 exons. The record is from RefSeq and is a predicted model, not a curated record. Bases 97 to 1068 code for a protein of 323 amino acids.
GCCAAACACUUCCUCAGGCCGGCUUCCCACUGGGACAAAGGUCUUACUUUUAUAGCAUCGCGCAGCCCCGGAGUGUCGGAUGAGAGGGCUGCAGGCAUGAUGACUGUUUCCAGCAAGCUGCGCAGCCUGCUGAUGCAGCAGCUGAGAGGUACUACCCAGCUGUACGGCAAUGUCAGCCUCCGCUGUCUGAGCGCUUCUGCACAAGAGGCCUUCAAACGAGCCCCCGAGGGAUCUUCAGACCACAAUUAUGAGUCGAUUCAGGUGACAUCGUCCCAGAAGCAUGUUCUCCACGUGCAGCUAAGCCGGCCAGAGAAGAGGAAUGCCAUGAACAGGGCUUUCUGGAGGGAGUUGGUGGAAUGCUUCCAGAAGAUAUCAGAAGACUCCGACUGUCGGGCUGUUGUAAUCUCUGGUGCAGGAAAGAUGUUCACUUCAGGUAUUGAUAUCGUGGACAUGGCAAGCCUCCUGCAGCCUCCGGGAGAUGAUGUGGCCCGCAUGGCCUGGCACCUCCGUGACCUCAUCAGCAAAUAUCAGAAGACCUUCACUGUCAUUGAGAAGUGCCCCAAGCCAGUGAUUGCUGCCAUUCAUGGAGGCUGCAUUGGUGCAGGUGUGGACCUCAUCUCUGCCUGUGACAUUCGCUACUGUGCCCAGGAUGCUUUCUUCCAGGUCAAGGAGGUAGAUAUCGGUCUGGCUGCCGAUGUGGGAACCCUGCAGCGGCUGCCCAAGGUCAUCGGGAACCAGAGCCUGGUCAAUGAGCUGACCUUCACCGCCCGGAAGAUGAUGGCUGACGAGGCCCUGGACAGUGGGCUGGUCAGCCGCGUGUUCCCCGAUAAGGACGCCAUGUUGAAUGCAGCCUUUGCCCUGGCAGCCGAGAUUUCCAGCAAGAGCCCCGUGGCUGUGCAGGGGUCAAAAAUCAACCUACUCUACUCCCGAGACCAUUCUGUGGAUGAGAGCCUUGACUACAUGGCCACCUGGAACAUGAGCAUGCUGCAGACCCAGGACAUCAUCAAGUCAGUCCAGGCAGCCAUGGAGAGGAAGGACACAAAAAGUGUCACCUUCUCCAAGCUCUGAGCGCCUUCCUGACCCUGAGAGAAGAAGGCUCCAUGGAGAGUCGGGAUGGUCCCCUCAGUGCCUUCCUCCACGUGGUCUCCCAAGGUAGAACUUUAUGACUUAGUUUUUCAGUCCCAGGGCCUUAUCUUCACUGCGAACAAUAAAAUUUAAACACA